This is a messenger RNA of Salvia splendens (bonfire salvia), 2133 nucleotides long. RefSeq names its product casein kinase 1-like protein 10. Gene Ontology annotation, molecular function: ATP binding; protein kinase activity. The transcript is spliced from 14 exons. Lineage: Eukaryota; Viridiplantae; Streptophyta; Magnoliopsida; Lamiales; Lamiaceae. Bases 560 to 1882 code for a protein of 440 amino acids. Gene Ontology annotation, biological process: protein phosphorylation. The record is from RefSeq and is a predicted model, not a curated record.
UCAUCUUUCGCAGAGCCUCCCUCACUUCAUCUUAUUUGAUCAUUUCGCUUUUCCUCUCUCUCACACAGCGCACACAGUCACAAAAUCCAUUGUUUUGCUAGUUUGGCCCCCCAACCCUUGUCCCUCCUCUCUUUCCCCAAUUCUCGCUCAUUUGUCUCCUCUCUGUAUAGUUCAUUAUCAUCAUUAUUUUCAGUCUUUAGAUUCGUUCAUUUGCGAUUAUAAUCAUUUUUGGUGCUUACUCCGUCUUCAUUUUGAUCGGCUGUAUUCCCUAUUUUGAUCAGUGAGAUCAAUGACUAGUGAUUUGCAGUUCGUGAUUUAGGGUUUCGUCUUUCCGGCGGUGUAGUUCGAGCAACUUGACCGAUAACUUUUUGCUUAUUUAUUGAUUCAAUUGAGUGAAAGCCGGCUUGGGCACUCUCUUUUUGCAUUAUUUUUGGACGUUUCUCGGCUUCGAUUCGGGUUUUUUUUUCCUUAAAUCCCGAUUAAGGCGUAGUCGACUAAUUCCUGGGGUUCUAGUGAUUUUUUUUUUGGAAUUUGGGUUUUCUUAAUCCGGCCAGUUGCCAUGGAUCAUGUCGUGGGUGAAAAAUUUAAGCUUGGUAAGAAAAUUGGAUGCGGUUCAUUUGGUGAACUCUUUUUAGGCGUGAACAUUCAGAGUGGAGAAGAAGUAGCUGUCAAGCUGGAGCCAGUGAAGACCAAGCAUCCUCAGCUUCACUAUGAAUCAAAAAUUUAUAUGCUUCUCCAAGGAGGAACUGGCAUUCCCAACUUGAAAUGGUUUGGAGCUGAGGGCGAAUAUAAUAUAAUGGUGAUAGACCUCCUGGGGCCAAGUUUGGAAGAUCUUUUCAACUAUUGUAACCGAAAGUUUUCCUUGAAAACAGUGUUAAUGCUUGCGGAUCAACUUAUUAAUAGAGUCGAAUACAUGCACUCAAGAGGAUUCCUUCACCGGGAUAUAAAGCCUGAUAAUUUUUUGAUGGGCUUGGGUCGCAAGGCAAAUCAGGUUUACAUCAUUGACUUUGGUCUUGCCAAAAAGUAUAGGGAUCUUCAAGCUCAUAAACACAUACCCUAUAGGGAAAACAAGAAUCUCACUGGUACGGCUCGCUACGCCAGUGUCAAUACACAUCUUGGGGUUGAACAAAGCCGUAGGGACGAUUUGGAAUCGCUGGGUUAUGUUCUAAUGUACUUCCUGAGAGGCAGUCUCCCUUGGCAGGGGUUGAAAGCUGGCACCAAAAAGCAGAAAUAUGACAAGAUCAGUGAGAAAAAAAUGUUAACUACUAUCGAGGUGCUGUGCAAAUCAUAUCCACCAGAAUUCAUAUCGUACUUUCACUAUUGUCGGUCAUUAAGAUUUGAGGACAAGCCAAAUUACUCCUAUAUGAAGAGGCUUUUCCGAGACCUAUUUAUUCGUGAAGGUUACCAUUUUGACUAUGUGUUUGACUGGACUAUGUUGAAGUAUCCACAAAUUGGUUCAAGUUCCAGAACCAGGAAUCUCACUGUAGGGCAAGAUCUUCGGGAGAAAUUCUCAGGUGCAGUCGAAGCUUUCUCUAGAAGAAAAACUACCAAUACGGGUCAUUAUGGCGAACAGUCUAGACACAGGACAUCUGAAGAUGUACCUUCUUCAAUGAAUGUGCAACCAGAUUCAGAGAGAGGCCGCACUUUGCAAAGUGGAAGCUCUUCAAAGAGAGGAGCCAUUUCAAGCAUCAGACCAAGCUCAUCCGGGGAAGCCAUUGAUGGCAGUGCUGGAAGGUUGGUCUCGAGUGGUGGCCGUGUAUCGACGACACAAAGAAUUCAACCUGGUGCCGAUCAUAAACCAUCAGCUUUUUAUCGUGCAGCAGUUAAAGGCAGUCGCGAUGAUCCCUUGCGAAGCUUUGAGUUCCUCUCGAUCAGGAAGUAAGAUGAAUGAAAGGUAAUGCGAAGCUGGCAAAUGGCAGCCUCCUAUUUAGGGCGAUAUCUAUACUAUACCCUUGUAAAUAUGAAAUAUGUUAGUAUGUUUCUUAUGAAGGGUUAUUUUAUGCUGAUAACAAUGUGUAUGCUCAUCCAAGGAGUUCAAUGCGCGGCACCUUUUCUAUAUAUUUUCAAAAUUUAAGCUGUUUUUCAUAAUAGUUGCAGAAGAAUUGCAAAUAAUGAAAUAUGGGUUUCCAAGUA